UCGCGGCAGGAGGAGGCGUGGCUGGGUUGGGGCUUAGCGGUGACGGCAGAUUCAGAACCGACAGAGGCGAGGCAGGCAGAGGGAGCGAGAGGGGGGAAGGACGCAGAAUGGCGACCGUGCAUUGCUCCAAGUGCACGGCCGAGAGGAAAGGAUUCAGACGGGAACUGGAUUCGUGGCGACACAAAUUAAUACACUGCAUAGGGUUUGAAAGCAUUCUUGAAGGCAUCUAUGGACCAUUACUGCUCAGAGAUCUCAGUUUAUUUGAUGACUAUGAACCUGAAGAUGUUAUUGACUGGUCCCCUGAAGAAAACGGUUCUCACUGUACAUUCUGCAAUCUUCCCCUUGAGAAACUCAAUGAUCAUGUGUUGUCAUCUUUGUCUCCCCUCUCGUCCCCAUCUGACUACUCUCCACGCCCUGCCCUCUCUGAGAGCAGCCAAUCAGCUCACAGGUUCCUACAGGCUGUGUUUAACAAGAAAGAUGUGCCUCUUGACUGUGACCCAAACAUCCCCCUAAUUGCCCAGGAGCUUAUGAAAAAGAUGAUUCGCCAGUUUGCCAUGGAGUAUGCCUCCAAGUGCCUGCUCCACACCACCACAAAUGGUGUUCAAACAAAAACCACUUCACCUCAGUCCGAAACGGCAGAUGGUCCCCUUGACCUUACAGUGAGCCGUGCCCAGGAAGAAAAGGAACCGCAACCGGAUGGCGCGCUUGACCUCUCUAACAGAAAAUCUGCCAGUUUACCAACAUCAAAACCUUCUGUCUCCACAAUUAAUCACAAAGCCUCAGGCUGCUGCCUGUCAAGCACUGCAAAAGAAACAGAAGCAUGUCGAUGCCAAUGGACCAAGACCUCUGCUUUAGGUGCUGUUUUAAGCUCGCUGUGUCCAGCUCAUCAGUUGUUGCUAUGCCGAAUCCUAAAACUAGCCCAUCAACACAAACUGCUCUUUAAAACUCUUAAACAAGUCCAACCAGAGUGCUACUGCUGUCAUUGUGGCAAAUAUUUUGAAGAUGAUAUGAGUUGUUAUCAUGGCACAAGGAGUGACUGCACACCGCAUAGCUGCUGUCAGCACUGGCUAAUUGAUCACUGCACCACUAGGUGCCAUCCAGGAGAGUCCAAGUCCAACUGCAGCACGCAUUACUGUGCUUUGAAAGAGUGUGGACAUGAAAAUGAUUGGGACUCCAACAGCUGCUCUGCUAAGCUUAGCAAAAGUGAGACUUGCACAAUUAUCUGCCCCAAGAGGGCACACUGUCAUUCCUGCCAAAGCCUCUCUUCUACAAACAUCAACAAUUUAGUGUGCUCAUUGGCCCCUACUGUUCCAUCCCCAUCAGUCUUAAGUUUAUGUUCGUUAUCAAUCUGCUGUAACCAACACAACACUCUACCAUGCUCAUGCCAUUUAAUGCGCUCCUCUUUGACUGAAGACAAGAGCACAAACUCCACAGAAAAUGAAGGUGACAUUACUGCACUAAAGCAGGAGCAAAGUCCCUCUCCCCCUCCUCUGUCUCCUAUCCCAGACCCAACCAAGCAAAGUGAUGACAGACCACCAGCCCUUGAUGACCAAAUUCAAGACGAGGAAAUUGAGCCUGUAGGGAAAAUACGUGGUAAUGCAAACCUUAAAAAAUAUUUGGUAAAAAGACCGAAGUGCAGAUCAGUGCAAAGUAGCCGUACUCUGAAAAGCAGUGGGACGCUACUGCAGGAUGUAGUCAGUCGUUUUAGUGAGAAACUUGAAACUAUCGAGCCUUCAGAGAAGGAUGUGCCAUUUGUCACUGCACCGGAGGCUGAAAAGCAUGAGUUACAUUGUGCUUCUAAAUGUGUACAAUUAAAUGCGGAUUCCCAUUUGACUGAAAUAAUCACUACAGUCCUUCACACAGGCAAAGCCAGUGAAUACAACCUUGGUAAACUCAUUAACCAUCAUAAUAACAAGGAGAGUCAUUCCCCAAACACACGUUCCAGACGCCGGCAGGAGAUGCUCGCUGCUAUGACGACGCCCACUGAUAAUGCUACAACCCGAAGGCAAUCUAAACAAACAAGACAAAUUAAAUGUGAACUAGCAAUGCUGGACCAAUAUCACAAUAAACACAGGGCCGUGUUAGAAAAUGGGGAAAGCAUUUUGAAUCACGCAAAUAAGGAAUUUGCACGAGAGGUCAAAGCUGUGAAACUCAAUUCAGACACUCCAAAAAAACCCAAAACGGAGACAGUGGUGAGACAAGUGGAAAACGAGGCAAAAUAUAUGGCAGCUUCUAUAAAAAAAGAGGCAGAUGUGGCAUUGUUUGAAGAAACUCCCACAUCCCUCCAGGGUGAUAAUUGGAAAGUGGCAAAUUGUAAAACAGUUCUGGAUUGUAAAAUGAAUCUGGAGAAAGAGUAUGGGACUUCAGUUUGUGGUAAAAAUGCCCAAUUUCCAUUAGAGCAGUCAAAUAAUUCAAGAAAGGCCAGGAAAUCUAAGAGAACCAUUGUGCCCCCCCCUCGCUUUUCCUCCUAUGUGACAGAGCCCCGUAAGAUGUACUUUGUUGCAUGUUUUUCAGACACUAUCUUUAACCCGAGAAUUCGAACAGAUGAAGGUAUCGUUCCCCCUCAAAACCCUAACCACAAGUCCCAUUAUGAAAAUAAUGCUUCUAAAAAUACAAAGGAAUAUUCUGUAAAAGCUGACAGUGAGAGCCUGACCGUUCCACCUACCAAAGAGAAGAGUCCCACUAAAAACAACUCCAACAUGCUGACAGAUGAUGACCGACGUACUGCUAAGCGCCGCAGAAGGUUACAGUUAGAAGACUUGUCCUCUGAUGCUAAAACAACACCUUCUGCAUGUGCUGACACUUGUCUUGAGUACACUAGUCCAAUAAAGCUUAUGUUUGUUUCUCCGGUUAAAGAUGAGCAGGGGACGAAGUACAGUUUGAAGUCGGCAGCUGCUGUAAAUGGAUCGCGAGCAGAUGAAUGCUUUGACCCCUGCGAAGAAUCGUCUUGGUCAGGGACACCAGAGAAAAUCACAAAAUCACAGAACCCACAGGUUGCCACACUGACUGCAUCACCUCUAAAGUCCACAGCCACUCCUACCAAACCAGCCUCUGGGUCACCAAGGUCCUCACUCAACAAGACCUCGCCAAAAUCAUCUCCACCUGCUAAAUCUGGCUCACCCAGGUCAACAACUACUUCUACUUCUUCACCAAAAGCAGGAUCAAGAAGAUCAGGUGAAAGCACUUCAACCAAGUGGGUGGAUGACCCUCAAAGAUUUUCCCAUGAUGCUUCAGGGUUGCAUGAAACCACUCCACCAAAGAGACGUCGAGGCCGGCCAAAAAAGCUGGGACCGCAGCUGGAGAAAAAGGUCAAGAGGCCUAUUGGCCGUCCACGCAAAGAGAAGGUUAAAGAAUGCACAGUAAAUGAAAAGGUAAAUGGAAAUACUGAAGCAUCUGACACAGAGAAAAAUGUCAACAAAAAUCUAAAAAUUACUGUUCUAUAUGGUCGUUCUAGGAGAAAUAAAAGGAUGGUGUCUGAGGGCUUUGAUCAGCUUCAAACUGAAUUUCGCGAUGCGUGUCAGGCAGUGGGCUUAAAUAAUAACUGGAGUAUGUUAAUGAACACUACUAAAGUUAAUUCAACAGAUCUUAAAACGGCUUCAGUUGAACUGUCCCAAAAGAUUCCCUCAAUAGGACCUGCUAAGGAUGGCGCUCCCCACUCAAGUAACAGUAAAUGUCCAUCAAAGGAUGAUGCUGCACCCUCUCGGAAACCAGGUAGACCCGCUAAAGUUAAAAUCUCUGGAAUUUCUGUUACAGUAACCACAGUAUCACCUCGACAACGCAAAAUUCAGAUCAACAAAGACAAAGCCUCUCCAGUAAAGCAGAACUAUAAGCGAGCACUCUUCCAAAAGCCCGUGUCUGCCAAAGAGCCCAAGACAAUCACUUGUCAUUCAGUGAGCAUCAGCAGUGAUGAAGAGCAGCAUUCAGAAGAACCUAAAGGAGAGAGUGAAACUGAACCAAACCCAACUGUUUCAGUUCGUCACUCUGAGAGGGUCAGGAAGCCAUCUAUUCAUUUUUUACAUGCAGUUGCGACCUCCAGCUCAUACAGCCGUAGCAGUGCUCUGGUGCGGCGCUCUAAACAGCUCCUGUUGAGUAAGACCAAAAAAGAUGAAUCACAGAAUAUAGUGCAGCCAUUAGAAGAAAAACAACAUAUAAGAGAGAAGGGGAAAGGAAAGGCCUUCUCUCUAGGAUUACAACAAAUAGGAACCGUGUCUGUUGACUCUAUCUACCGUCCAAAAGAGGUGAAGUGGUGGUCAGCCUCAGUUCAGGAGAAGACCCUAAACCAGGAACUUGCCAGACGAAUCCGACUCAUCUCUGACACCUGGGUUUCCGACACAGUGGGUAAUGAAGCAGGAUUUGUCUCUGAGAAAGGUCAAUCCAGUGGAAAGCCCAAAUGUUCCUCUGUGGUGCGUUCAUUGUUUGACUGCUCUCCUAACAAGCCCAGGUCCUGCAGCAUGCAGCAGCUCUGCUCGUGGUUUAUGCAGACCACAGAGACGCAGUCACUCUCGAUUGUUAAGAAGGCAAGCUCACGCAAUCCUUAUGAAGUCAUGCAUUUUCCACGAACUACAUACAAAAAAACAACAUGCUAUAGCCCUCAGGCAGAGCGGCUGCGCAAACAUCUCAAGAAAUUUGCAAAAAGUAUGCCAAAAAGUCCAACUGCUUAUGCACAGGCUCAGAAAAAGAUUCACAGAAGGAACAUUGUAUCAAAAUCAAAUUUCAAAUAUGGGCAUUCAACCACCACUCAACCUACAGACAGGCUUAAUUAUAUAGACAAGGGGAGGAGCAAAUCAUUUAGCAAAUACAAGAACAAUCUUUAUCGCGCAAAAAGAAGGUUCUUAUCCAGAAAAGUGAGAAAGUCCUGGACGAAUGGUAAAACACAGAAAGGUUUAAAAAGACAUACCACUGUAUUACAUUCAAAACAAAAAACAUUUCUUAAAUCACCAACAAAACAUUUUUCCAGUGGACAACCACUGACUCCUGUGCAUGAGGCUGAAGAUUCUUUGAGCUCUGAACAUUCAAGUCCAGAGACACUGAGGGAGUGUCGUGUUUUUCUGAGGAAAAUCCAUUCACCAAACAAUGGGGCAGCCAAGGAGGAAGAGGGUUCACACCCUAUCACACUGGAGAGGUCACCUACAGCAUUACUGUUAAGUAGAAGUGAAAAUGGUGCAGGGGUUAAACAAGCUGUGAAAACUGAACAUAUACGAAGCCCUAAAAGAGGUUGCUUUAGAGACUCACCUGACUCAGUCCAGGGACAGCAUGUGGAGCCAAUGAGAGGCAGGGGCCACAGGGAUGAAUCACCACAACAACCACCAGCAAAAAGGUUGAGACAAUCACGAAUGACGGGCCUAUCUGGAGCCAGAUGGCGUGACUUUGUGUUUGAAAACUGACUUUUCUGCAGAAUACUAAUGAGGCUAAUUGAACAGAAAAAAACACAAUGUUAUCUUUCUACCUAUUCAUGUUUUAAUUUACAAAAGUAAUCAGAAACAAGAGGCCUCCAUCUUGGAAAAGGGACUGUGGUUUAAAUGGUGCCUUUAGACAUUGAGCGGACCACAGACUGGCUGUGUACUAGUGUUCAGUCUAACACUCAGCAAAUAUGUAGCAGUUUAACUUAAAAGCUUGAUGUUGCACUAUUUCUCUUAUGUUUGUUUUUUUUGUCACAUCAGACUGGUUUUGUUUUAGAAGUUAAUGUCAGUUAAUGUCACAACUAAGCGCUUAUAUUUUGUUUUUUGAGGUAGAAAUAUCCCUCAAGCAGUUAGUCUAAAACAUCUUUAUAUAUAUAUUUUUUUUUUCUUUUUUUUUUUUAUCUGAGCCCUUUAUAUUUAUUAGAUAAUUUUUCUGCUUAAUACAUUUCAUCAGUUAGCAUUUUCUUACUAUAUUUAUGGUGCCAAGUCCUGCCAAAAUGAUUUAAAUGAAGGAGUGUUCUAAUCAUGCAAGAUCCCUGUAGCAAAAGCAGACCUUUGUGAUUGUACCCUAUAGAUAAUAUUGACACUUGUAAAUUUUAAAGUCGUAAUGUAGUUUUCGUUUCUGUCUGAUGCCACCUAGGUCGUACUAGAUGCCUUUGUCACAUUGCUUGUUGCACUAUUCCCUCUGAGAUUAUCACAGAUUACACACAUUUUCUUUUCCUAUAUUUUGCACAUCCCAUGUCCCCAUUGCCAGUCCCUAUUGUACAACUGGUGCAAUACUACCCCAGAUAACGUUUAGCACGUAGUAAUUAUUUUAUUGCUGACAGACAUGGAUGUACAUUUAGCUAUUACUGAAACCCGAGAUUUAAUGUGAUUUUAAAAAUGGCUUUGUUCUCCCCAACACCAGAUCCUUAAUUAUUAGGAUAGCAUUAAAGUGUUUGUGUCAUAGCGUACUAGCAUUAAUAUUUCAAAUCUGUACUAAGAACCUACCUCUAAUUGGGCUUUUCAAUAGUGUCACAGAAAGCCACAGAGGUUAAUAAAACACUUCCCAGUUGGAUGGCAGUUAGGUCCCAAGAUAUCUGGUUAUAGGUCAAUGCUAAUGAACUUGUGCGUGCCUGAUUAGCCAUGUACAUGUCAUUGAGGUUGAGGAUUGCUAGUUAAGCUUUAGAGGAUUAGCUCUCUGUUGGAGAACCUGGUGCUGAACGGUUGUGUAUAUUUUAUCAUGUGAUUUUUAUACUAUCAUGUACAGAUGCAAAUUUGUCUUCUGUUGGAACAAUAAAGACUAAAAUACAA
Periophthalmus magnuspinnatus is the source of this 6692-nucleotide messenger RNA. RefSeq names its product ligand dependent nuclear receptor corepressor-like (gene lcorl). The transcript has 7 exons. The coding region runs from base 108 to 5384 and encodes 1758 amino acids. Gene Ontology annotation, cellular component: nucleus. Gene Ontology annotation, molecular function: DNA binding. Gene Ontology annotation, biological process: regulation of transcription by RNA polymerase II. NCBI's taxonomy places the organism in Eukaryota, Metazoa, Chordata, Actinopteri, Gobiiformes, Gobiidae. The record is from RefSeq and is a predicted model, not a curated record.